AUGGCCGACGACCUCCUGCAGAUGUUCCAGAGCAUCACGACGAGUGACCACGACGAGCUCGUUGACCAGUUUGCGCACUUACUGCAGCUGGACGUGCAGACUGCCACUUUCUUCCUCGAGUCGUGCAACUGGAACGUCGAGACGGCCGUGAAUAACUACUUGGUUACAGUCGAAGCCGCUGGAGGUGGCCACAAUGCGGCCACGAGAGACGCAAGUGAGGAUUUAAGCAUGGAAGACGAGGGCGAAGGAGCGCCGCGGCUAUCAAGGAAAACAAACCAGCUCCAUGUGGAGUCGAUCUUGUAUCAGGCGCAAUGUACGAGCGACUUGUCCGCGCUACAGAACACGCUCUUGGCACCCGAGACGCCAGUGCAGAUGCACUGGAGCUUUGUGAAUACGGGACAUGAAGCGUGGCCGACGGAUACACGGCUGGUGUUUGCACAAGGCACGAGCUUUCAAGGACCUGAGCAAAUGACUGUAGCGCCGGCAGUAGUCGGACAGCGGGUAGAUCUACACGCUCCACUGUGCAUGCCGUCGGAGCCAGGGUCUUAUGCUGGUAGCUGGAGGCUGCACUGUUCACGGGGAUUCUUUGGCGACCCGGUAUGGGUUGUUGUCAACAUAGGCACCCACGAGGCAGCGGCGGCGUUUGCGUUGCAGCAUCAACAGACGACGGGAGCACCGGCGACGGCGGGUAGCAGUGAUCCGUCCAAGUUUCAAUUGACUGAUGAUGAUCUACAGCCUUCUUCAACUGCGGUGGAAGACAUGGAUCUCUAG
Messenger RNA from Peronospora matthiolae, 771 nucleotides. The record is from the annotation of a GenBank genome assembly. Lineage: Eukaryota; Oomycota; Peronosporomycetes; Peronosporales; Peronosporaceae.